This is a messenger RNA of Aspergillus ochraceoroseus IBT 24754, 1422 nucleotides long. RefSeq names its product putative carboxypeptidase S1 (gene cp6). The transcript is spliced from 5 exons. Gene Ontology annotation, biological process: proteolysis. Gene Ontology annotation, molecular function: serine-type carboxypeptidase activity. The record is from RefSeq and is a predicted model, not a curated record. Gene Ontology annotation, cellular component: fungal-type vacuole. NCBI's taxonomy places the organism in Eukaryota, Fungi, Ascomycota, Eurotiomycetes, Eurotiales, Aspergillaceae. Bases 1 to 1422 code for a protein of 473 amino acids.
AUGCGGCAUCAGAGUUGGAUAUUACCUUUGCUAGUAGCAGGAGUUCAAGCUAUCCCUGCCAGUACUGUUCACGACAGCGUUUCGUCUGUCAUCAAGAAUGGUGUUAAGUACACCGUCUUUCAACAUGCCGCUACCGCAGCCAAGAUGGAGUUUGUCAAGAACUCUGGUAUCUGCGAGACCACUGCAGGGGUCAAUCAAUACUCGGGAUAUCUCUCGGUUGGAGAUAACAUGAACAUGUGGUUCUGGUUCUUUGAGGCCCGAAACAACCCCCAGCAAGCUCCUCUAGCCGCCUGGUUUAAUGGCGGCCCUGGAUGCUCCUCCAUGAUCGGUCUGUUUCAGGAAAACGGGCCGUGUCACUUUAUCAACGGGCAAGACACCCCCUCGUUGAACGAGUACAGCUGGAAUAACUACGCCAACAUGUUAUACGUGGACCAGCCCAUUGGGGUGGGCUUCUCCUACGGCACGGACAAUGUUACUAGCACGGUGACUGCGGCCCCGUAUAUCUGGACGUUACUGCAAGCAUUCUACGCGCAGUUUCCAGAGUAUGAGAGCCGUGAUUUCGCUAUAUUUACCGAGUCCUAUGGUGGCCAUUAUGGUCCAGAAUUUGCCUCUUACAUCCAGGAACAGAACACGGCGAUCAAAGCCGGAACUGUAUCCGGCGAAAAUAUCAACCUGGUUGCCCUCGGCGUGAACAAUGGUUGGAUCGAUGCGACCAUUCAACAAAAGGCGUAUAUCGAUUUCAGCUACAAUAACUCGUACAAGCAGCUCAUCUCCUCAUCGGACCGCGCUGGAUAUCUAAGUGCCUAUAAUAGCCAAUGCCUUCCUGCUCUUCAGAGAUGCGCCAGGACAGGCACUAAUAGGGCCUGUGAAAAUGCAAAUGAUGUCUGCUAUAAUAGCAUCGAAGGGCCCAUCAGCAGCUCCGGGGAUUGGGAUGUGUACGAUAUCCGGCAGCCAGCGAACGACCCUUACCCUCCGUCAACAUACGCAACCUAUCUCGCUAAUUCAGAUGUUGUCAAAGCUAUUGGCGCGCAAACCAGGUACCAGGAAUGUCCGAAUGAGCCGUAUUAUAAGUUUGCGUCAACAGGGGAUAACCCUCGAUCUUUCCUCUCCACCCUCUCCGGCGUGGUCCAGUCUGGCAUUAAUGUUCUCGUCUGGGCCGGAGACGCCGACUGGAUCUGCAACUGGCUUGGGAAUUACGAAGUUGCCAACGCCGUUGACUUCCCAGGCCAUUCUGUAUUCCGCGGAAAGGACCUGGCGCCCUACACAGUUAACGGUACCGAAAAGGGCAUGUUCAAGAAUGUGGACAACUUUUCCUUCUUGAAGGUGUAUGGAGCGGGGCAUGAGGUUCCUUACUACCAACCGGAGACAGCGCUCCAGGUGUUCGAGCAGAUUCUCCAAAAGAAGCCAAUAUUCUCGACCUAA